AUGCACGUAGAAGCAAUUCCUAUGAGAUGGGGAAGUGGUGAUAACUACUGUUAUUUGGUUAGUGAUUCCGCCAGUAAAGAUGCUUGCAUAAUUGACCCAGCGGAACCAGAAGAAGUUAAGACUUAUAUAGCAAAGCAUAAGUUACAGUUCAAUUUGAAAGCUAUUGUUAAUACCCACCAUCAUUACGACCAUUCUGACGGAAAUGGAGUGUUUCACAAAUUAUACCCAGAUUUACCUGUUAUCGCUGGAAAAGAUAGUCCGUUAGUAAGCUAUACCCCAAAGGAUAGAGAAGUAUUAUCAUUAUCUCCAACGUUAUCAAUUACUGCUUUAUAUACUCCAUGCCAUACCCAAGAUUCUAUUUGUUACUUCUUUGAAGAUUCGAACACCAACGAAAAAGCUGUUUUCACUGGUGACACUUUAUUCACUAGUGGAUGUGGAAGAUUCUUUGAAGGUACUGGUAAGGAAAUGAAUCAUGCUUUGAACGGAGUUUUGGCUAAAUUACCUCCAACUACCAAGGUUUUCCCGGGCCAUGAAUACACUAAGUCUAAUUUGAAAUUCUCCAGCACCAUUUUAAACAAUGAUGCUAUUAAAGCUUUAACCAAAUUUACUAAUGAGAAUGAAAAGACUACAGGUAUAUUCACUAUUGGAGAUGAAUUGAAGUUCAAUCCUUUUAUGAUGUUAAAAGACCCGGCAGUCAUUAAAGCCACUGGUAAAACCAACGAAGACGAUAUCAUGACAGCUUUAAGAGAAAUGAAAAAUAGAGGAUAA
Molecule: messenger RNA, 768 nt
Organism: Yamadazyma jaroonii
Lineage: Eukaryota; Fungi; Ascomycota; Pichiomycetes; Serinales; Debaryomycetaceae
Source: the annotation of a GenBank genome assembly